AUGAAAUUCACAGCCGCUACCCUCUUCUCCUUCGUGGCCUUCACGAAGGCUAACUUCGAUCUCUACCUCUCUCAAGAAACAGGUACCACUCCGGAAGGAGGGAACCACGAGAUUUGGAACAUCUACCCUUCUGAUCCUACUUGUUCAGAUGUAGAGACAUCCCGGAACUGGUUUUCGCGGGACGACGUGAGCAGCCAAACUGGUAUCAGGUGCAGCGGCCAAUGCUACGGAGGUAGUGCUGCCACCGACAUUGAGGUCUUGGAAAUGCAUUUCACCAACGAUCCUCUCUAUCACUGGACGAUCUAUAAGGACAAGAACUAUGAUCUGUACGGUACAGAUGACCGGGUAUAUGGAAACUGCUUUCCUUUCCCUGGCAAUGAGUAUUCCUGCCACAAAGGCAAUGUGCUUUACGAUGGUGUUCGCAAGUUUCGCUGCCUCACGGAUGUUACUGUUGGGCAGAUCGAGGCAGGUAACUAA
Messenger RNA from Fusarium sp. VM40, 477 nucleotides. NCBI's taxonomy places the organism in Eukaryota, Fungi, Ascomycota, Sordariomycetes, Hypocreales, Nectriaceae. The record is from the annotation of a GenBank genome assembly.